Lactuca virosa is the source of this 1026-nucleotide messenger RNA. NCBI's taxonomy places the organism in Eukaryota, Viridiplantae, Streptophyta, Magnoliopsida, Asterales, Asteraceae. The record is from the annotation of a GenBank genome assembly.
AUGUCUACAAAGCACUUAACAUGGAGUGAAGAUGUAUGUCUUAUAAUAUUGACAAAGGUUGCUGAGAACAAAGAGGCCACAGAGAGGAUAAAUAUACUUCAGCUUGGAAAAAAGGUUGUGGGAUCAGGUUCUACUAGUUUGGAGCAUGGUUCUUUAGAGCCUCCACCAUCGUUCUGUCAUUGUCGCACGUCCACCAGCGCCGGCCACCUGUGGCCUCCUCCAUCAUUCGUCGACGACCUACAACCUCCUCCACCCUUCGCUUCAUUCAAGAUGGAGUUAUCACAAAACGAUUUGGGUUUGAGGCCAAAGUUAGAGUUUAGAAAACAGAUUCGGAUGAAUUCGAUAAUAGACAUGAUUGACAAUGAGAAUUUUUCUAUAAUCUUUCAAGCUGCUGUUGUGACUAAUGUGAUGAAUAUAGACAAUGAAGUUGAGUUAAGUGAAAUAUUGGAAGAUGGAAUUGGAGAUAAAGAUGAGAAGGAAGCAUCUUUUGACAAUAAUGUUGAAGUACCUUCAACUUUUACUAAUAUGGAAGGAACCAAUUUGACUAUUGAUGGCAAUUGGAUUGUGACACAAUCAACGAGUAAGAAUGAUUUUACGCGAGAGUUGGGAAAGGAUUCUUUCAAGGAUAAAGAGGAACUUGUUAGAGCAAUCAAGAUCCAUAGCAUUAGGACACAUAAACAAUUUGAGGUCAUUGAGUCACGUCCAACUAUUUGGACUCUAAGAUGCAAGUUGUACUUACAAUCUGGUUGCAAAUGGAACAUGUGUUUGGAAACUGGGAAGAGUCUUAUGUCGCUUUACCAAAAUAUCCAGACUCAUGUGGUGAAAGACCGUGAAGGCAUAUGUCUAAUAUCUUAUCAUCAUGGUGGAAUUCUUAAGGCUGUCAAUGAGCAUGGAUCUCUAUGGUUAGAGCCACGUGGUUUUCAUAGGUAUUGUUUACGACAUUUCAUCAACAACUUUUAUGACAAGUUUCGUGAUUCAGAAUUGAAAGCUUUAACUUAUCGUGCCGGGAGUCAGAAUCAAAUUUGA